Messenger RNA from Phytomonas sp. EM1, 1261 nucleotides. The record is from the annotation of a GenBank genome assembly. NCBI's taxonomy places the organism in Eukaryota, Euglenozoa, Kinetoplastea, Trypanosomatida, Trypanosomatidae.
GUAAUUUCUGUACACUAUAGCAAUGGCCUGUAUCACGGGCGAUGAAACUGGCUUAUUAAAGGUCUGGAACAUCGCGAAGAGUAGUGGAGCAACUUUGUCUUACUCAUUUGGAGAACAGAAUCGUCAGAGAGGGAUUAUGGGAAUGUGUUGGGUUGAUAGUUCGACCUCAUCUGUUGCUUUUUCAACUCAAGAUGGAGAUGUCACUAUGUUCAACACAAAGGAUGGCAGAAAGGUCACAUCUGCUAACAUUGGACACGUUUCUGCACUACCAAAUGCAAUGUCAUUCGUGAAAGGAAAGCUGAUCAUGGUGACCAGUAAUGCAUCUGUUCUGAUCACGAAUUCUGAGUUGGAGUUACCAACCCUUUUUGAAGCCAACGGUCCCGUCGAUGCGGUCCAUAUUCAGAGAAAAUACGGGAUGAUUGCGAUUGGGGGUAAUGAGAAUGAGUUGUGCGUUUACGAUUUGGGGGCGGAUUCUGCCCCUUCACUUGUUUUCAAGGCUCAAAAUGUCCGUGAUCAUAUUCUAGAUGUACCCUACCCUACUUUUAUUACUGGAACGUGUAUUAUCAACCCUUUUGUGUUUUGUACCAGCACGGCAUAUCAUCAGGUUCGUUUUUAUGAUCGACGCUCUAGCGCAAGACCUGUGCAGGAGUUCGAAAUUAAUCGUGAAAUCGAAAGACGUCCAACAAGGAUGCUUCAAUGGAACUCAAAUAAAUUUCUUAUCGGUGAAGCUAGCGGCGACGUUCACCUAUAUGACACUCGAAGAGGGUUCACUUCAAGGGCAAAACUUCGAGGUGGGGUUGGGAGCGUGCGAAGUAUGGCUAAACACCCAGCAGGGCACCAACUGCUAGGGGUGGCAGGACUAGACAGGAAGGCUAGGCUGUACCAUGUUCCUACAGGCAAGUUGUUACUUUCGAUCUACACGAAGCAGAGGGUCAAUUGCAUUCUUUUUGACAAGCAGCUCCCUCUGUCGGACAACGUUUCUUCGUAUAGUAGGGUUGUAAACAGUAAGCAGCCAGAGAGAGCGGCUACAUUGGGUGAGGAUGUGUGGGAUGACAUGGAUCCUGUUAUUGAUGAACUUGACGAGGGUAUUCCUUGUGCCGAAGCGAAGUCUUCUAGAAAGCGGGAGCGUAACCCCUAGUCUUCCAGUUUUCAGACAUAAUAAUAAUAAUAAUAAUAAUAAUAAUAAUAUCUAAGCAUGAUGCCCUGAUAAGUUGCGUGUAAAUUGAAAUUAUCCACACUUUUAUUUUCCAUUAUUAAUCAU